GGGCAAUUUGAAUCGAAGCGACAGUCCGGCACGAUGACCGGCGACGUAGCGGCGGCUUGCACGUGCGUCCUGGAAAAUGACGGACGUCUCGAGAAGUGGCGGGAAGUGUGUCACAAUUACUACUUUCUCCACGAUCCAUCGGCCAAGGCGCUGCUGGACGCGUACGAACAGGCCAAGCAGCAGCUGCAAGGCACAGUCGACGACAACACGCAAUCCAUGGAUGCGUUCAUUGCGAUCGACAUCCCACGGUCGUUGUCGCCAUGCGCAGUGUCCAAUGUGUCGAUUGUACAUCCGUCGGUCGAGGAUAUUGGGCUGGCAAGGUGUCCGUUGCCUAACCACGACGCGACCUUUGAUGCCAACCUGCUCCAACUCGAAAAGAUCAAGACACGCGUUCGCGGCGAGUACCAUUCGCAUCUGGCCAACGCGCGGUAUGACGCGUUCCACCGACACCUCGAUGCAGUCCAGUCUUGCCAUUACCACGUGGACGCCCUCGACGGCUUGCUCCACAUUCGCCCGGUACCGCCUGGCGGGUACCUCCGUCGGUCGGACGACCUCGAUGUUGUACGGGGCAAGCUCCUGCGGUUCCUUGGGGACUGGGUGCCGCACAUUGGGACUCAUCCGUUCCUCCAUGGCCUGCGCCGUCUUCUCGAGAGCAACAUGGCUAGCGCCACCGUUGUGGGCUGGCAAGUGUCCGACGCGGUGUUUGUCGAGAGCGGUGGCACUGAGUUUGCACAAGCGGCGGCUACGGUCCUCGUCGAUACGCUUCAAUGUGGCCAUACCGUUCUCUCCAAAGAUGACGACGUGAAGGCCGCGGACCGACUGUGGGUUUUGGACCCGUACGUGUCCAACGCGCACCUGCGUCGAAUCGUGUGGCUGUUUCCGGCACCGACGUCGCUGGAAGGCCGUGCGACAGGGGUCGAAGUCCCCACCGUGUUCAGUCGACCGAAUGCACGAGGCCAGCACGACGAAAUCCCGGCUUGGCGAAAAGUCUGUACUGUGUUGUAGUCGAUAUAUGCUGGAUUGAAAUAUACGACGUGGUGUCAGCGGCGCAUGCAGGGGAAUUCCUAGCCCCUGGACGACCUGGCCAACGUGUAGUGGGGCCUCCCGACAAGAGCA
This is a messenger RNA of Aphanomyces invadans, 1116 nucleotides long. RefSeq lists its product as hypothetical. Bases 34 to 1005 code for a protein of 323 amino acids. The transcript is spliced from 5 exons. NCBI's taxonomy places the organism in Eukaryota, Oomycota, Saprolegniomycetes, Saprolegniales, Verrucalvaceae. The record is from RefSeq and is a predicted model, not a curated record.